CACAGGGGGGGUGAAAUGAAUCCGCAAGGGGGCGCUGUGUGUCCACUCCUUCACGUGGAUUGAGAACCCUGUGAAUGUUUGAGGCAAUGGGGCAAAGUUGCAAUGAAAACGCCUAAAAUAACAACUUUAUUCUGAAAUGAAAGUGAUAGAUUGAGACUUAACAAAAAAACUUAUAGAAAAUGUGUUUUAUGUUUAAGAAAAACGGUGAAAAAUAGGAAGAUCGACUCCUGCGCUAAAGGAGAGGUGUUGGAGAUUAUGGCACCAUUACGCACGUUCAAAUGCAGGAAUUUCCUCUUUUAUUUCAAACUUUAUCCCGAAAAUAAACGUGACACUAAGUGAUUGUCAAGGUAGGCAUUUUUCCCAGCAGCUGCUUGCACUGUAACCCCUCCUCCUCCUCCUCCCGGUGCCCCUUGGUCUGUCUGCCUGCCUGCCUCCCUCACCCCCUUCUCUCUCUUCUUCUUCUCCUUCUUCCUCCUCCACCGGCUGCUUUCAUUCCAGCGCGCGAUCCGACAGGAGCAGACGGUGAACGCAGCCGCCAAAGCCGAGAGAUUCGCUCAGGGAAUAAAUAUCUGCGAAACGCGCGGCUGCUGCUUUAUAGGAAUACCACUCGCUCGUGGACGCACGUGAGCCUGCGCGCAUGCAUAUAUGGGGAGCAGAGGGACCCGACUCUGACCUCAGAGAAAGUGUUUUGGAUCUGCUGCUGCCUCUUUUCUUUGAAUGAAGAGAAGCCAAACUGGCUCCCUCUGGAUAUACUACCUGAAUGGUGACCGCGGACCGGACUACCUGUUUUGCAUUUGAUCGCUCAGAGCGCACGGAAGGGACUGCUGGAAGCGCCCCUUGCCUUCUGUUUGGGUUAACAAGGCACUUUGGAGAUCCCUGAAAAGCGAGAAGGGCUUCUGCUUUUACGCAUUUUUUUGUUUCCUUUUUUAUUUUAUUUCAUCAGGGCUAUUUUUUCCCACUCUGAACUGUCUUCUUUACGAGUUUUGGUGAAUGGGGAUAACUCUGAUCCAGGAGGCUUGACACGGCUCGGACUGGGUGCGCGGCGCGUCAGAUCAGCCAGGAUUGCAUCUCCCAACCUCCGUGUGUUUCGACUUCCAUGAGCGAGCAGAUCCUUUUCUGACAAUGGAUUACUUUCUGCUUUUAUGCGGCUCCUUGCUGCCCGUGGUGAUGGCGGUGGAAGAGACGUUGAUGGACACGAGGUGGGCCACGACGGAAUUAGCCUGGACUUCACACCCUGAAACUGGGUGGGAAGAGGUGAGCGGCUACGAUGACGCCAUGAAUCCCAUCCGGACCUACCAAGUCUGCAAUGUUCAACAGCUCAACCAGAACAACUGGCUACGCAGUGAUUUUAUCCCACGGAAGGAUGUUCUCCGUGUAUAUGUGGAAAUCAAGUUCACGGUGCGUGACUGCAACAGCAUUCCCAACAUACCAGGUUCCUGCAAAGAGACGUUCAACCUCUUCUACUACGAGUCUGACUCAGACUCGGCUACAGCCACCAGCCCUUUCUGGAUGGAGAACCCCUACAUAAAGGUGGACACGAUAGCUCCGGAUGAGAGCUUCUCCAUGCUGGACUCCGGACGAGUCAACACAAAGGUGCGAAGUUUCGGGCCGCUCUCCAAAGCUGGGUUCUACUUGGCCUUCCAGGACCUUGGUGCCUGCAUGUCGCUCAUCUCAGUACGAGUCUUUUACAAGAAGUGCUCCACCACCAUCGCCAACUUUGCCGUUUUCCCAGAAACAGCAACAGGGGCUGAAGCAACUUCCUUAGUUAUUGCUCCGGGAACUUGUGUGCCCAAUGCCUUGGAAGUGUCAGUUCCUCUGAAGCUCUACUGCAAUGGAGACGGAGAGUGGAUGGUUCCUGUGGGAGCCUGCACCUGCUCGGCUGGUUUUGAACCGGCCAUGAAAGAGACUCAGUGUCAAGCUUGCAGCCCUGGCACCUUCAAGUCCAAACAAGGGGAAAGCCCCUGUCUUCCAUGCCCAAACAACAGUCGUGCCACCUCUGGGGCAGCCAGUCUUUGUUCCUGUCGAAAUAGUUACUACCGCUCUGACACGGAUUCCCCAGACUCUCCUUGCACAACGGUUCCAUCUGCACCACGUAACGUCAUCUCUAUUGUCAACGAAACCUCCUUGGUGCUGGAAUGGAGCGAGCCUCGCGAUUUGGGCGGACGUGAAGACAUCAUUUACAACGUCAUCUGCAAGAAGUGCCUCCCCGAGCGAGGAAUGUGCUCUCGGUGUGAUGACAACGUCGAUAUUUCGCCGCGUCACCUGGGCCUCACGCAGCGCCGGGUGACGGUCCGCAACCUGCAGGCCCACACUCAGUACAGCUUUGAGAUCCAAGCAGUCAACGGGGUUUCCAACAAGAGCCCAUAUACACCUCAAGUCUCUACAGUUAAUAUUACCACAAAUCAAGCAGCUCCAUCUGCAGUGCCUACAGUCCAUCUGAUGGCAGCCACCGCGAGCACCAUGAGUCUGUCCUGGCUUCCUCCUGAGAAACCCAAUGGAAUCAUUCUGGAUUAUGAAAUUAAAUACCAUGAAAAAGAUCAAGGUGAGGCCAUUGCCCACACCAUGACUGCCCAACGAAGCAACGCCCGUAUCGAAGGUCUCAAGGCUGGUACGCCCUACGUGGUGCAAGUGCGUGCCCGAACCGUGGCUGGUUAUGGCCGUUACAGCAGCCCAGCGGACUUCAGCACCAACCUGCAAACUGAUCCACCUAAGUCAUGGCAGGAGCAACUUCCCCUCAUCGUUGGGUCGGCCACCACAGCCUUGGUCUUCGUCAUUGUGGUUGUAGUCAUCGCUAUCGUCUGUCUCAGAAAGCAGAGAAAUGGUUCAGAGUCGGAAUACACAGAAAAACUACAACAAUACAAAUCCCCAAUAGUUACGCCGGGAAUGAAGGUCUACAUUGACCCCUUCACCUAUGAGGACCCCAAUGAGGCUGUACGCGAGUUUGCCAAGGAGAUUGAUGUGUCCUGCGUGAAGAUCGAGGAGGUCAUUGGCGCAGGUAACCCACCAAAGCUCCUGAGCUACAGGGGGAAGACUCCUGGUCACAUCCAGGCCAUACCGUUAGAGGACUUCACACCAAGCGGAGAGUUUGGGGAGGUGUGCCGCGGUCGCCUGAAGCUACCUGGACGCCGGGAAAUCAUUGUUGCCAUCAAGACUCUUAAAGUGGGCUAUACUGACCGCCAGAGGCGAGACUUCUUGUCUGAAGCUUCCAUCAUGGGCCAGUUUGACCAUCCCAACAUAAUUCGGCUGGAAGGUGUGGUUACCAAGAGUCGGCCUGUCAUGAUUGUGACCGAGUUUAUGGAGAACGGAGCUCUGGACUCUUUUCUAAGGCUUAACGAUGGGCAGUUCACAGUCAUCCAGCUUGUUGGCAUGCUGCGUGGCAUCGCAGCAGGCAUGAAGUACCUGUCAGAUAUGAACUACGUGCACAGAGACCUGGCUGCACGUAACAUCUUGGUCAACAGUAAUCUGGUGUGUAAGGUGUCUGACUUCGGCCUAUCUCGAUUCCUUGAGGAUGACCCUACAGAUCCCACCUACACCAGCUCACUGUAUUUCAUGCUCACCUACUCAUUCGCAUAUCCACAGGGAGGCAAGAUCCCCAUCCGCUGGACGGCCCCCGAGGCUAUUGCAUACAGGAAGUUCACCUCAGCCAGCGAUGUGUGGAGCUACGGCAUCGUCAUGUGGGAAGUAAUGUCAUAUGGCGAGCGGCCAUAUUGGGACAUGAGCAAUCAAGAUGUGAUAAAUGCUGUGGAGCAGGACUAUAGACUGCCCCCACCCAUGGAAUGCCCCACAGCCUUACACCAGCUCAUGCUGGACUGCUGGGUGAAAGAGAGGAACCUGCGGCCCAAAUUCACCCAGAUUGUGGCCACGUUGGAUAAACUCAUUCGAAACGCUGCGAGCCUCAAGGUGGUCACCAACAGCACGCAGUCCACAGGGGUGUCCCAGCCCUUGCUUGACCGCUGUGUGCCAGACUAUACGACUUUCACCACUGUGGGGGACUGGCUGGAUGCCAUCAAGAUGAGCCGCUACCGCGACAACUUCGUCAAUGCCGGAUUUGCUUCCUUUGACCUGGUUGCCCAGAUGACAGCAGAGGACUUGCUACGGAUAGGUGUGACAUUGGCCGGUCAUCAGAAGAAGAUUCUCGGUAGCAUUCAGGACAUGAGACUACAAAUGAACCAAACACUUCCUGUUCAGGUGUAAGCUAAAGGCCACACGGAUGGAUGCAGUCAAAGGACGGCCAGACCAGAAAGGGGGAGAAAAACUGUGCAAGAGAGGGCCACUGGAAAACCUUAGCUGCCUGACCCAUCUCCGCCAAUGAAACUGGCUUGCAGUGCCUCUGAAUUUAUAUUUUCUUUAUUUCAUUACCACAUACACUUCCUGGCCAAGCUUUUUGUUAUACAUCAUUGGUGGUUUUGUUUUCAUCCAGGCAGGAUUAGUUUGUUUUUGAAAGAGGAAAGCGUUCCUUCCCCAUGCGUGCCUCACCACUUCUGGAGUGGGCUGAUGUUUGCAUGCAUGUGGUUUUCACUGAGGUUGGCCUUAGUUGUGUCCUGAUCCUCAUGCAAGAACCUCCUUCCUUAACUUCAAAGCCCAGGUCUGCUGGACAAGAAUUACAUCGCAAAGAUUCAAGAAUCACAAAUAAAAAAAAAAAAAUAGACGUGUCAGACAACAAGAGAAUUCCUUCCCGGACAGAAGUCGUUCUAUCGUGCAUGUGUUGAUCUUCAUCUUCAUAUUGAAGGUGUGUUACUUAUAAGGGCACUUGCUGGCAUGGGUUGAAGUUGUGAAGGAGAAAUAAAAAGAAGAUGGGCUGCAGCCGCAGGUCAAGAGGAUGAUGGACAUCACCAAGGUCAAAGGCAGCCACAUUUUUUGGACACUCAUUUCGACUGUUGGGUCAGCAGAUGACCUCUCCGCUCUGACCUAAAGAGACUCAGGGUAGUUCCCCAUCUGCAGGAACACCUGCCCAUCAACUGUGUUUUUGUAAACAUAAAAAAAACGGUUUUUACUUGUCUUUUUGUCCACACUACAUGUCUUUGUUUCUUUUGAAUUCCUUUGACAGUUUUGGGAGAUCUGUAGUUUCAAAAUGGCCGGUCAAACCGAAGUACCCUUCCCACCUCCAUGCUGGACACUUGAUGUGAUUAGGGGGAGGCAAGGACUGUGGCUACACUAUUGAAAGACCCCUUGGCCUUUUGUGUGCAUUUUUGUACCUGAGAGUGUGUCUGCGCGAUGUGUGAGCGUAUGUGGGACCGUGUGUGUGAGCGUAUCCUGUUGCACACAAAUAUACUGUACAAAAACAGCUUCCGCUAUUUGCCACCAUGGAGAAUUAACGCAUGAACUGAACUUUAAUAAGGAGCAACUAUAUCUGAAACAAUAUGCUAUACUCUGUGGACAGCUGUAAACACUUUUUUAAUUGAAUCCAAAAAAAUGGUAUUUGGACAUAAACAUAUCCAUAGAUUGGUGUAUGGAUAAACAGUGAUGGACAUCUUUAACUAUCUGGUAUUAUCUGGAUUUAGAUAUAAUCAACAGGCUUGUUUUAAUUUCUUAACGCCCCUCCCCUAAGUAUUUAUUUGUACCUCACCUGCCAACUCAUAGUCCCCCUCUUAACACCCAGAUGGACUGAAACAAUCAGAAGGAAGAGAGACUUCAAGAGGACGAAUAAAUGAUUAUUAAACAAAAGAAGUUGCAUAUAAAUUGGAUAUUGUAUAUUUGUUGUUGUUCUAAACAGCCUGUACAUGUUUUAUAAGUAAAAUAAGAUAAAUAACAAAAGAAAAAAUGUGUUUUGACAAGAAGGAAGUGUUGUUGAAUGUUUGCCUGACUGAAGUGAACAGAAAACAAGGAAUGCUGUGAGGAGUGGAGUUCAACCAUAGAAAAGCAUUCAUGUCAGAUCAUUUUUUUUUCUUUCUUUUUUGUUUUUUUGUGAUACAAUGUUGUAUUUGUGCUUAAGUUUGUCUGUGCCACUUGAACUUCAUUCUGAAGCCCCCCUCCCCUCGUAAGCAUUUAUAAAGCAUUGAGCUGUUAUCGUCUUCCAGACACAUUUUCAAUCUUACAAAUCAUUUGACUGUUGUCCAGCUCAAUUCUUGAGUUUUGUAUGUUUUGUUUUUUAAUUAGGGAAAGGCCCAGAAGAUAGUUUCAGAGUAGUCAGUAUGCCAUAUUUAUUUGAGUCACCUAGAGAAGGGUCUGCAGUUUCCAUAGUCUGGCAGGAUCCUCAUUAGAGAACCCAGAGCUGUCAAUGGACAAUCCUAUUGGUCUUUGUCCGGUCGAUUAAUGCAGCAGCCAGUCGAGCAUUGCAAUGAGUCUAAGGUGCAGCAUGCAGACAAAUGCAGACACGGGGCAGGCGGACCUAUCAUUAUCUCUCAUUCGUUUCCCGUCUGGCCUGCAAUCAUCCUGUCUCAGCUUUGGCUGCUGCAUGAAUAGCAGGGUGCAGGAUCAACAGCAUGGGCAUGUAGACAGACAAAAUCUGUAGUUCCCCCUCGUCUUAACUGAUCGCAGAUGCACCUCUGAGAUAAUUCUGCUUGGGCUUGUCUCAAGAGGGUGUUUGAAGGUGAUGGAUUAAAGAGUAGGGCCAUGAUCUUCUGCAUAGUUCACCGUAUUGUUGGAGAUGGAGCAGAUCAAUGCAAUAUGUGGCCAUCCAGUUUGUCUCGUUAAACACGAGUGACUCCUUAAUUCCUGUAGACGAAGACGGAAUUAUGCAAAACAGCAACUUGGUUUUGCUUUGGAGGUUGUUCAAUUUCAAUAUUCUAGCAGUUUCUGCAAUGUAGAGAAAUAGUCAAUUAACAGUUGGAUACUAAUAUAAUCCAGCAAACAAGUCAAUUUCUUGAAUCACAAUAAUGACUCCAUAUCGCUGUUUAGACAGACAAGAACCAGAAGUUUUCCAAUUGAAAACCCCAGACUUUUUCCCCCUUCUUCAUCCUUGGAGACAAUUAUUUCAUAUUCUGUUGUAGCAAAAACAUAUUUUGAUUGGACGAUGGAUAGAGAAUAUUUUUGGAAAUGACUGUUACCAGAAUCUCCCAGACACACAACAUCACUCCCCUCCAAAAUCCGUUUAAUCUUUCAAUCAGUUAAGCCACGCUGCCGCUAAUUUUCAUGUAGCACAAAACAAGGCGCAGCCGAUGGGCAUAAAGAUACAGAGACUGGGUGGAAUAAGGAGGUUAAACACAAUCAGAUGGCAAACAUGCCAACUCAUGAAGAGGGGGCUGCUUGGAACUAUAAUGAAGUAUUGAUGGAGUGCACAUGCUUUUCUUGGGGUCUGAACUGGUGUUCACCAAAGUCAAUGGGCCAUGAGUGAUGAGCUCGCCUGGUAGAGUUGCACACAUUAAACAUUUUACCCCACUCCCAACACAGCUGCAGAGCAUUCAUACUCUGGCAUUGUCUUCAUCACAUACACUUUUAUUUUUCUUACCAUUGGCUGAAACUCAGAUGGACUGUUACCACUGUGUGUGUGGACGUGUGUGUGUGUUGUGUAUGAAAUGCCAUUUUAUAUGGAAACGGUUCGAUUUAGAGUCUAUACUGUCUGUUGUAUCUCUUUGUGUGCCAACAGGAUUCAAACCAUAACCUUUUUUUUCCCCGCCUUUCUUUAUAUCAUUGCAGAAUAAGUCAACAUAAACCAUCGCAGAGCUCCUUUAUCAUACACACCACAUACAGCUCUCUGGCUAUUUCGUUUUUGGUCUCUAUUUUAAAUAAGUAUAUACACUACUGUUUUUUCUCUGUCCUCUAACAAGCUCACUUCAGAUACAUAUUUUAUGUCACUUUUAAAAAUGUUUCUUUUCUUUUUUAAAUAAAAGUAAGCAACGUGUUUUAGAGAGAACUGCACGUGUUGGACAACACAGGGGGGAGAGGGUGGGGUUGAAUACAGAAAUGCAAUUGUCCUCUUUGAAAAACAUUGAGAUGUAUUUAAUGGUGCAGACAAACACAACAAAUUACUAAAAAAAAAUGAUGAUGCAUUCUUGUAGAAAUAUUUUUAAAAGACCCUUUUUUGCAAUUAAAUUAUUUAAGAAAUGUGA
Messenger RNA from Oryzias melastigma (Indian medaka), 7988 nucleotides. Its product is annotated as ephrin type-B receptor 3. Lineage: Eukaryota; Metazoa; Chordata; Actinopteri; Beloniformes; Adrianichthyidae. The coding region runs from base 1123 to 4194 and encodes 1023 amino acids. Gene Ontology annotation, biological process: protein phosphorylation; cell surface receptor protein tyrosine kinase signaling pathway; axon guidance. Gene Ontology annotation, cellular component: plasma membrane; neuron projection. The record is from RefSeq and is a predicted model, not a curated record. The transcript has 16 exons. Gene Ontology annotation, molecular function: ATP binding; protein binding; transmembrane-ephrin receptor activity.